Molecule: messenger RNA, 3971 nt
Organism: Cryptotermes secundus
Lineage: Eukaryota; Metazoa; Arthropoda; Insecta; Blattodea; Kalotermitidae
Product: leucine-rich repeat neuronal protein 1
Exons: 1
Coding region: 27-2198 (723 amino acids)
Cellular component (GO): extracellular matrix
Molecular function (GO): protein binding
Source: RefSeq, a predicted model, not a curated record
CGUGCAGUUCGGCUGUGGUGCUUGUGAUGUUUGCUGGGGUUGCAGUGUCUAGACAUGGCUGCAGACGCCACGUGAGAACAGUUGACGCGAACAUGCCGAGUUUGCUUCAGCACUGCCUGCUGGUAGUGGCGGGAGUGCUUGGGGCUUUAGCCAAUCUGGCGGUAGUGGAUCCACCAUCAUGCCCCGACUUGUGUGUGUGCCGUAGUGAUGAGGAACAAACAGUGGGUCGUCGAGCCAAGUCGAUCACGUGUUCAGGUAUUGGCCAAGGCGAACUGUCAAUGAUGUCUCAUAUUAGUUCUACCGUGGAAGUGCUCCGAAUAUCAAACACAAGUAUUCGUCGAGUGGAUUUUUUUACUUUCCGGCGAUUGCCAGGUCUUUUGUUGCUAGACUUGAACAGCAACGGUAUUAACGAGAUCGCGGGAACAGGCAAGACGUUACCUAAGCUCAGAUCAUUGGACCUCAGUGGAAACAGUCUUCAUAUAAUACAACCGUAUAGUUUCCGUGAUUUUCCUGAGCUAAGAAGUUUAGAUCUUUCUGCAAAUGGAUUGCAUACGAUCUCCCCAUCGUGCUUUCUGCUGCCUGUUCUCAGAGUGCUAGACCUUCAUCACAACCGGCUGUCAGUAUUGAAGGCACAUUUCUUCGCAGACACUCCCAACUUGCAAGAAGUGUACCUGGCAAGUAACGCACUGUCUCGAAUUCCAAGUUUCGUAUUCGAACACAAUUUACACAUACUUGAUCUUUCCAAUAAUCACAUUAUGCGACUUGAAGACAGCGCCUUUGAGGGUAUCAACAUCUCUGGUCAUUUGAAUCUUGCACAAAAUGCGCUUCGCCGUAUGCCGAACACCGCACUUAAGCGUCUUGGCCAUGUUCAACUUUUAGUGCUGGACGCUAACUUGUUCCACGUGUUUGAUGCUGGUGCAAUUGUCGGUCUGUCAGUUAGAUCGCUCAGCGUUUCAAAUCAUAGAUAUCUGCAGUUGAUUCACAGAGAAGCUUUCCUCAAUUUGAUCGACCUGGAGGAGUUACGAAUUCGUGGUAAUCCAGCACUGACAUACGUUCAUCCGCAAAGUUUGGUGAAUUCGCCUAAAUUGCGGAUUUUAGAUCUUUCAAAUAAUUCUCUUAUUACCUUGGAACAGGAGCUACUGCAAGGAACACCAGAGGUGACUGAACUUCGCGUCGCCAACAAUAAAUUUAUUUGUCAUUGUAGUUUGUCAUGGCUACAGAAUAUGACACAAGACGAAGUGUUCUGUUCGCAGAUAAAUGAUGGUAGUCUCCUAUCACUAAUGCAGCUUCCUCACGCUUCUUCCAGCUGCAUCCCAUACAUAAUACCUCUAUUCCCUGUAUCUUACCACGAAACCAUCGGCAAUAAUGCAUCCUUUCACUGCCGAGCUCUUGGUAAGCCGGACGUAAAAGUAAACUGGUUUUUGAAGACUGGACAGCGUCUUUAUAAUGGAAAAUGUGCUGGAAGAUUUUGUGUUGCCGAUCACACACUCACUGUUCAUUACUUGCACAACGAUGACAGUGGAUCUUACAAGUGCGUGGCUAGGAACGAAAUCGGUGAGGACAGUCGAUCAGUGGAACUUCACGUACGUGAUAUUAACGUGCACCUGAUCCCGUUAUCAAUCACGUCGACGUUCGUCACGCUAUCGUGGAAUAUGUCAAGUUCCGUCUCUAACAGCUACACGUUAAGAUACGAAGAAACUCUUAAGGAAAACAGUGAUAUUCUUACAACAACAGUUCCAAAUUAUCAAUCUGUGACAUUCUCUGUGGGUCUGAAGAUGCACUCCUACACCAUACACGGACUCAAACCGGGGACUACGUAUUCAUUCUCUCUCUGUAUUCAACGCGAAGAAUACACGUUGGUGAUUUCGACAAUUUCGGUUACUACUCGAAGAGAAAGCUUCUUGCUGACUCUCGGUAUCGAACGUAGUUAUUUAAGCGUUAUUCUAAUAAGCGUGGUGAUGGGGAUCAUUCUGGCCACGUGCAUUACGUUCUGUGGACUGCGUUGUUGGCGACAGCGGCUCAAACUCCAGCAGCAGUCUGCCCAGCUGAGGAAGAGUGAGUCCGGGUACUCGGGACGCUCCAUCCUGCAGUCUUCGUCCACUCACUCCGACAUGGCUUUCAUCACCUACAUCAGCCUGACAGACGACACGCUCUUCGCAGAUCAAAGUACAGAAAGUAACCUCAUGGGCUUCGCGUGACGAAACUGAGAAGUGAGACCGAAUUGAGAAGAAUGUGUCUUGUCCCCUUAUUUACAGCAUCGUAACUGACAACAUCCGAGAGCUAAAGAGGGAUAUCGAAAAUGUUUCUUCAAUGUUAGAAUAAAACAUAGCUAAUUAUACGUAAAGAUUUUCAGUUGAUAUAUGCGCGAGUGUCUCUACUUGUUUUGGUGGCUUGACAAAGAAGUGCCCCUCUUCAAGCAACAUCCACAGUGUCUAUUGGUGCAAUGUGCGUCGAGUGCAUGGACGGGGGGGCUAUACAGGGGUGUCUUGGUGCUAGAAGACAUUGCGAUUGGUGCCGCCUUUGCGAUAAAAUUAUAUAUAAGGUUAACUCAAAUUAAUUUUUAUAUAUACCAAUUUGUGAAAUAUAUUCUAAAUCUAUAUACAACUUCUAGGUCACACUAGAAAUAAGUUAUAUGCAGAUUUUCGAGUUGUCUGUAUCAGCUAGAAGGAUAUAUUCAUGCAUAGCGUUAGAAACCCCAAACCGAAAGGAACAGUGGCAGUGGGGGAUGCGUUUCUCUGUUAUUGAGCGGUUUGUUCUGAAGAUAAUCUUUGGUCACCGUGUUCCUCGCUUACUUUUUUUGCACAUACUUUGGUACAACGCAACGGAAGUAACGUGCCGUUGUUCGGGGAACACUGUACUUUGUCUGUAAAACAACUUGAGUAGAUGAUAAUACAAUAGGCCUCAAAUAGGCAGACCAGUUCUGUGUUCAAUGCAAUAGGCUACUUACAGACGAGCGAUAACGAACCUUUUUCAACCAGCGCUCCCUUGUGUCUAGGAGAGAAAUUUCAUCUUUUCAGUGAGGAAUACAAUUUUAUUUAAAAAUACAUAUUAUCACGAGUUAUAAACAUAUCAAAUUACAUAGACUCAUUUUAAACAAAUUGUAUUUAUUUAAUGAACAAUAAACACGGUACAAAAGGAAGUUUUCGAGGCUUUAUUGAGGUCCUUUCGAUAUAUAUUAGACAUUGCACGAAAUAUAAAGCGCUUAUGAGGUUUUAUGUGCCACCUGAGGGAACGUGUACGUACAGCUCGGAACAGCUGCCUUAGACAAACUGACUGUAUCCACCAACAAAAUAUUUAAACAUACGUAUAUAUCAUACCGAGAGAUUUAAAUGAAUUUUAACCGGCUAAGAUGAAUCUCAUAAUGAUAUGUAUGUAGUAAUAUAAACUCGUAUACCUGUAAUAUCAUAUCGACUUUUGUAUGCAUGACAAAGAGUGGGGUUUUAUCGAUAAUUAUGGAGUAAGUCAACUUCAUUAGGAAUCUUCAUUGGAACUUGCUGUCUGAUGUUUGUCACUGUGGUUAAGAGUGGAAAACGGAAGUCUGCCCUUCCCUUUGGAAACAGACACUAUUAAACCACUGAUAAAUUAAUAAAUGACUAAAUGACGAAUUUGGAGAACAUAACAAAACAGAGAACAUGUGUAAUGGAUGUAGUGAUAUACUCUGUCGGUCGCUAUAUGUGUCAGUAACCUCAUCGUGACAGAAAGGACAUUAGUAAUUUUGUAAUAAUAUACAUGAUGUGAAAGUAAUUGUUUUAUUAGAUGCAGUGACCACAGUAAUUUUAUGGACGGUGGAAAAUGUUCUUACUGAUCUCUUGUGCAGAGUUGCACAACACUCAGGUACUUAUGUAAACAUUUGUUAUGGAACUUCAAAACAAUUACCCAAAUUGAAGAGAGUGAAUUUUUCAUUACCUUACACCUAUUGAAAUCAGAUGGGAUGGACACAAGAAAUAAAAUUAUCACAUUGAGAAGUGACA